Nylanderia fulva is the source of this 2940-nucleotide messenger RNA. Its product is annotated as E3 ubiquitin-protein ligase AMFR. The record is from RefSeq and is a predicted model, not a curated record. Gene Ontology annotation, molecular function: ubiquitin binding; ubiquitin protein ligase activity. Gene Ontology annotation, cellular component: endoplasmic reticulum; ubiquitin ligase complex; cytosol. Lineage: Eukaryota; Metazoa; Arthropoda; Insecta; Hymenoptera; Formicidae. Gene Ontology annotation, biological process: ubiquitin-dependent protein catabolic process; endoplasmic reticulum unfolded protein response; protein K48-linked ubiquitination.
CGUUCAGUCUCAUUUCUAACGGCGUGCGGUGUCGAGCUGCUCCUGUCAAAUUCUCACUGUAAUUGGCGUCAGCAAUAUUAGCGGUACGCGAGAUACGUGUUAAUAAAUCAAUCUCGCGGCGGAUCUAUCGGGCGUCUUUUGCGCGGAUGUGAGAGAGAAUACAAUAUACUCGUUCGUCCGCUCGUACGUACGUCGUCGUCGUCGUCGUCGUGUCGCUAAUCGAUGAGGCGCAUUUGUAUUGCGUCAAGCUUGGAGGUCUUCCAUCGGGAUUUCGUGAUAUGUUUACGAUGUAGACGUCCGCCGUGUCAGCGCUAACCGCGACGCAAUAAAGCGAGCCUCGGACACUUUUGACAGAAAAGUGUUACUUCGAUAAUUAUAUAGACGACAAAACGACCAUCGCGACGGCAUUGAUGAGGUUGGUUAUGCGACAUGCUUGAGAAAAUGUGUCUUGGCGCCAGCUAAGGGUGAUUUUUCCUCGUAUUUAUGUGAUCUAGAAAGUGCUUCGACGAUUAAAAAUAUUUCAAAAUUCCUCCAAUCAUGCCGAUGGAAUUUUUGGACCGAUUACCGGUUCCAAAUCUCCGGUUAUACACUACCAUCAGUUUCGCCAUAUUAUCCUGCUCUAUAUACUAUGCCUCUCAAAUAAUCAAGGAUCCUGCUUGGAGAACGAAUCACACGCACAUCGAUGCUCACAUAACCGGAGAUGACACUAAUCCGACGGAUCCAAGAAGUCUUGGCAUGCAUUUCAAAGAACUUCUAGAAUGCAUGGUGGAUGAACCUGUCUGUAUCUGGACUUUGAUCAACAUGGCUUACUGUGUGUUGAUUCUUCUUGGCAAAUCUAUUCAGAAGCUUGUGUUUGGUGAACUACGUGUUUCGGAAAGACAACAUUUGAAGGACAAAUUUUGGAAUUUUGUUUUUUAUAAAUUUAUUUUUGUUUUUGGCGUUUUGAACGUACAAUACAUGGACGAGGUCGUACUGUGGUGGGCAUGGUUUACAGCUCUUGGCUUCCUUAGUCUUCUUAGUCAACUCUGCAAGGAUCGAUUUGAAUAUCUGUCCUUUUCACCUACCACGCCAGGAUGGAGUCACGCACGACUUCUUGGAUUAUUGGCGGCAAUUUUUGCACUAUCUUCCUUCAUGCUUUUACUGUGCACUGCUGCAGUUUUCUUCUUCAUAUCUUUCAACACUUUUGCUUUUAUGGCAGCUGAGUGCAUCCUGCUUGGAGUACGUACUAUUCAUGUGAUGCUACGUUAUGUGAUUCAUUUGUAUGAUACACGUGGCGCUGGUACUUCGGCGCAACGAUCUUGGGACAAACGUGGCCCUUUAACAUACUACACGGAUUUGACAUCAGAAUUGAUUGUAUUGGCAGUUGACUUCUUUCAUCACAGUCACAUGCUUUUGUGGAGUAACAUUUUCUUAAGCAUGGCAUCGCUAGUGAUUUGCAUGCAACUUAGAUACCUAUUUUACGAGAUACAACGGAGAAUCACGAAGCACAGAAACUAUUUAGCUGUACUGAAUCACAUGGAACAAAAUUAUCCAAUGGCUUCACAAGAAGAAUUAGCCGAGAAUUCUGAUAAUUGUGCAAUAUGCUGGGAAAGGAUGGAAAGCGCUCGUAAAUUGCCCUGUGCACACUUGUUUCAUAAUUCGUGCUUGCAAUCCUGGUUAGAACAGGACACUUCGUGUCCCACUUGUCGAUUGGCCUUGAGUAUGCAAGCAAAUCAUAGAGAGAAUACACCAGAAAUACCGCCUGAGCCACAGACUCCUACGAGAAGAAAUGGCAAUCAUUUCUUUCUUUUCCUCGAUGGCUCAAGAUAUGUAUCUUGGUUGCCCAGUUUUUCUGUCGAGGUCUCGCAUAAUAGAGUACGUGGUAACAUCUCUACAUUGGCACAUACUAAUUCCCAAAUGGAUACUAUGGCAAGACAGGUUCAGCAACUUUUCCCUCAUUAUCCUCGCAAUAUCAUCUUGGAAGAUCUUAGAAUGACUCGAUCAAUCGAAUGGACAGUAGAAAAUAUACUUGAUGGAGUAUUAACUAUACCGCAUCAUUUGAUCGAAGAACCGCAAGCAGAAUCCGUCCCACAGAUGCAAACAAGCAUGACAAAUAUUAUGCCCAGUUCUUCGGUUCAAAAUUCAUUGGAUCCUAGAUUCGAUAUUCCAUUUGCUGAUAGUGGAGAAGAACCUUCGAAUCUUGGUGGACGUUUUUCGAAAUCAUCUACUGAGAGAGAACUUAUACUUCAACGACGCAAAGAGCAUAUGCGAUUAACAGCACGCAGAAGAUAUAUAGAGAAACAUCAGAAAUCUGAAAUUGAGUCGACAAAUUCAUAGAUAAUAAAUACUAUAAUCCUAGAUAAUAAGCGGCCGUAAGACCUGUUAUAUUAUUUUGAAUUUAGGUCACAGAGCUUCAUAGCUGAUGUAAAAUUGGCAGGCUGCAUAUUUUUUCUUUUUGAGUAUAAGACAAGAUUGUAGACAACAUAUGUACUCUUUGCUGAUGACUGAUCAUUAAAUACAGCAAGAGUGUAUCAAAAGAUUUUUGGUGUGUUUAACAGUUAACGUUCUUAAUGUUCCGAAAACAGUAAAUUAAGUCACAGUUAAGAGAUUAGGCACGACAAUUUUGCUAAGAAUAUCGAGAGGUUGUGAAUGAUAUACUCAUGAACGAUUAUUAACAUUGCGCUAAUGCCAUUGAGUAGUGAUGAAAUCUACAAUGAGUCGAAUAAAUUAUACUAGAAGACGAAAUUAAGAUUUUUAUGUAAUCUCUUACUUAAACACCAGACCAUUGGUGAAACUUACUAAUGCCUACACAGUAAUGUAAUAUAAUACAUAUUAUUACAUACAUUUUAGGAAAUAAAUUGUAUAGGUGAUACAGUUUAUCUUUUUAGGCUCUUUGAUAAAGCUUAUAAGUUUGCAUUGUCGUCCACUUUCGAGCAAAUUAAAAUAUUUGUCUAGAUUUUA